Molecule: messenger RNA, 702 nt
Organism: Solanum verrucosum
Lineage: Eukaryota; Viridiplantae; Streptophyta; Magnoliopsida; Solanales; Solanaceae
Product: cytochrome P450 71A2-like
Exons: 4
Coding region: 1-702 (233 amino acids)
Molecular function (GO): monooxygenase activity; oxidoreductase activity, acting on paired donors, with incorporation or reduction of molecular oxygen; iron ion binding
Source: RefSeq, a predicted model, not a curated record
AUGGAGAUAUUCAAUUUAUCAAUGCGACAUCUUAUUAGUGUGGUUGAAGCUUCUUUGAAUAAGUGCUCAUACUCAUCAAUAACUGGGUUUCCUCUUCAAAGGGAUUCAUUGAAAGCUAUCCUCUUGAAUAUAUUUGCUACUGGUACGGAUACAACAUAUACAACUCUACAGUGGAUAAUGGCAGAGCUUUUGAGACAUCCAAGAGCCAUGGAAACAUUACUGAAUGAAGUGCGAGGAUUAGCCCAAGGUAAAUCAGAGAUAACAGAGGAUGACUUAGGAAAUAUGCACUAUCUUAAGUCAGUAAUCAAAGAGACACUUAGGCUUCAUCCACUGCUAGAUCCUCGAGAAUCAACAGAAGACAUAAAAUUACUUGGCUAUCAAAUACCUGCUAAAACUCAAGUCAUUAUCAAUGCUUGGGCAAUCGGAAGAGAUCCUUUAUCAUGGGAAAAUUCAGAGGAUUACCGACCAGAGAGGUUCUUAAAUAGUAAUAUUAAUUUCAAAGGAUUAAACUUUGAGUUGAUUCCAUUUGGAGCAGGCAGAAGGGGCUGCCCAGGAACUGCUUUUGCUGUUGUGGUAAUUGAGGUAGCAUUACCAGAAGGAUUAAAACCGGAGGAUUUGGAUAUGACGGAAGGCAGUGGCAUCACUGUUAAAAGGAAAUCACCUCUGCUAGCAGUGGCCACUCCAUGCUCUACUUAUUAUUAG